GAUUAAAGAGUAACGACCCAAUAGGAAUCAACAAACUGGCUGUUAUUCGUCGGACACGGCAGACGUUUUAUUUUUCCUUUUUCGUAAUUCAAAUCCAAAAACAAGGGCAAUAACGUCCUUUCAUUUCCCUUUCAGUUUGCCUCCUCUCUUAGCUCCGUUCUCCUCUGUAAAAGACCGCCCAUGGGAAGAUCAUCAACUCCCAAAUCGCCAUGGGAGAUUCGGAUAAAACGGUGGCGUUGAAGCUGGCGUACGCGCAGAUAAUACUGAACACAGCCAAGGAAGCAGCGGCGAGAGUGAUGGUGUCGGAGAAAAAAGCGGCGUCGUUUCAGCAUCAACUGAAUUGCUCCAAGGAGGAGUCGCUUGGUGUGCUUCUUCGCUUGAAACACAUGAUCGAUGCCAAGACAAUUGAAGCAGAGACAACAUCCUUCUAUCAGAAGAGAAAGAUUGAUGAGCUUGAAGCACAGCUCCAUGAAGCAGAGGAUAUCAUAACAGAUCUUAGAGUUGAAUUAAAUUGUCUAGAAGAUAAGCUGGAGAGAGCAAAGAACACUGAAGUGAAGCCUUUAAAUGGACAAACCCCUAGUGAGGAUGCAUCUUCUCUUCAAGAUCCAACGCUCGAGCCCACUGUACAAUCUCCAUUAAAUUCAGCCUCAGGAUAUUUGACUGUUGCAGAAUCUGACAUGAGGAACUAUUUAUUGAAUCAGGGAUAUUCCCAUAGUAGAUGCUGCAAUUCUGCAAAGCAAAUUGAUCAACCUAAUGUUUCUCAUGUUGAGAGUUAUUGUUCUCAUAACUCUGACUUGGCCACUGUACUUAUGGCAAACAAGAAGCCAGAGCUGUACAGAAAUGGUUGUACACAGAGAAUUAGUGCUCUUCAAAGAAACUUUCUGGAUGGUAAAUUGACUCCUGGAGGUCUGGAUGGUCAACAUUCUCUCUUGAGGAAACAGUUUAGCAUGGAAACAAGCGCUGAAGAUGAAAGACAAUAUACAGGAUACUCUCCUAAAAUAAAGAACUUGAAGACAAUGGUCUUUUCUGGAGAAACAAAAAAAUCUGUCAAAGUCUGCACAAUAAGGAGGAAGAGAAAGACUCGAUUUAGUAGAAUCAAAGCUGGAUCACGUAGAUUUCGUCCUAGUCAGCACAUGACACGUCAAUCAUCUUCUGUCCUUUCCAGUUGCAGAAACUAUAUAAUCAACAGAAAUGUUAAAUCUUGUGCAGGUACUUGCACUGUAUACUCUAUUGGUAAUAUGGAUACAACAAAAAAUUCUAGGGAAUUGGAAGAAGAAUUGCAGAACAAAAGCAGCUGCCAUGAAGAUGUUGUGGCCGGCUAUAAUGGAAAAAGAAAUGGAAAAGUGAAAGGUAGCAAUGAUAUUGCUACUUCAUUCCAGUCUCUCCUGGAUCAUCUCACUGAGCCUUGUCAACCUUCAUUGGCCCUUAGCUGUUCUAAGACUUCGAAUUCAGUCUGCUUUAAUGUUGAAUCAAAUGAAGAUAAAUUGAAAACAGCUGACACUGAGAAUAAGAUAAAGGCAUUGGCCCGUUUGGAUCCUGGGUUAGCACUUAUUAAAUGUAAUGUGGAUCCUUCAUUAAGAUCAAAAAAUGUCACUGCAAGUGUCAAGGCACUUAAUAAUUCUAGAUUUGCUCCAAGUGCUGCUGACAAUGACAUUAAAUUGGGAGAUGAGUCUGUUUUGGUCAGACAAGAAGUUAACUCUGGGAAGAUUUCAACACUUCCAUCUUCAGAAAUGAGCUCCACUAUGGUCAAUGGUUCCAUCGUGCAUUCUGCCUUGGACGGUAGCAAAGCAUCCAAUGUAACUAAGGAAUCUUCAACUAAGGUGGAUAAUGUGAAUGAUAGACGUUUUAAAUACACCUUCCAGAGGAAACGCAAGAAGGAAUCCCUUUGCGACCAGGAUGUAAAGACAUCUGAAGAGAGCAAUUUAAAGAGGAGGGCUGGGGAGAAAGAAAAUAGGUUACAAGAAACUGCUAACUGUAACUUGGUUAAUGAAACUUCUAGGGACAGUUGACGACUGGCUCAGGUUGCUCGUCAGCUCAUUUCUCUGUCAGGCAAAAGAUGGUGGUAAUUGAGGUUAAUUUCACAUUAAUCUAACCAAAGGAAUGCUUGACAGGUGAUGGGUGAUUCUUGAUGUAUGCUUUUCCAAUGAAAGGGGAGUAAACGGCUACCGCUGUUGAUUAUAGAGAGAUCGAAUUGGUAAUCUUCACCAUUUAUACAAGUCUUUCAAAUAAUUGUUACAUUUUUUUAGAACAAUAUUGUUGUCGAACCUAACUUCUCUGGCAUUCCCUUCCAUUUAAUCUUAACAAAAAUAUUAUUGAAUAGUUUGUCAAAAUGGCCAAAAUCUCAAAAAGUAAUGGAGUAGCCAUUGUUCCCAUUCUUUUCCUAUGCAUUCUCCAUUUGUAGAUUAUUCAA
Durio zibethinus is the source of this 2410-nucleotide messenger RNA. RefSeq lists its product as uncharacterized. NCBI's taxonomy places the organism in Eukaryota, Viridiplantae, Streptophyta, Magnoliopsida, Malvales, Malvaceae. The record is from RefSeq and is a predicted model, not a curated record.